Messenger RNA from Oikopleura dioica, 321 nucleotides. Lineage: Eukaryota; Metazoa; Chordata; Appendicularia; Copelata; Oikopleuridae. The record is from the annotation of a GenBank genome assembly.
AUGCAAAUCGACGAUCUUCCCAUAGAGCUCCAAGCAAAAAUUAUCGAAUUCACCGUCAAAGAGGACCAAAAAGAGCUUCAAAAAAUUGCUCAGACAAGUUCGCAAUGGAAAACGCUGACGGAGGAGAUUUGCUUUUGGCAACCCAUUUUUGAGAAAACGAUCCGAGAAUCUUCAAUUAUUCAAGAAUAUGUAGGAGAAAAAGUCAUUCAAAGUUGGCGAGACAAGUCCCGUCGAUUUUCAAGCCCAAAACGCUCCGCUUAUCUUCAGACGCUCAAAAAAGAAGUGAAAAUUCUUGAACACUUUUUUGUACAGAAGUUUUAA